AUGGCCCCCAAAAAGAACAAGACAGCCAAGAAGAAUAAAGGAGACAUCAAUGAGAUGACAAUUAUGGUUGAGGACAGUCCUGUCAACAAGAUCAACGGGCUAAACACACUUUUGGAGGGCGCCAAUGGCUUCAGCUGCAUUUCAACUGAGGUUACCGAUUCUGCAUAUGCCCCCAACCUCCUGGAAGGUCUGAGUACCAUGAGGCAUGAUAGUUUCCUCUGUGAUUUAACAGUUGCUACCAAGUCAAAGUCCUUUGACGUUCACAAAGUUGUUAUGGCUUCAUGCAGCGAAUACAUACGCAACAUCCUGAAAAAGGAUUCAAUGCUGCAAAAGAUUGAGUUGAAUGACCUCUCACCUGUGGGCCUUGCCACAAGCAUUACAUACGCAUACUCUGGAAAGCUCACCCUGUCACUCUAUAGCAUCGGCAGCACCAUUGCGGCGGCUAUGCUCCUGCAGAUCGGCACCCUAGUGAAGAUGUGCAGUGAAUUCCUCAUGCAGGAACUCAGUGUUGAGAACUGCAUGUACGUGGCCAACAUUGCAGAUGCCUACGAUUUAAAAGAAACCAAGGAGGCGGCGCAGAAGUACAUGCGGGACAACUUUAUUGAGUUCUCCGAGAUGGAGCAGUUCCGGAAGCUCACCUAUGAGCAGAUCAGCGACUUCCUCUCGGAUGAUUCGCUACAGCUUCCCUCUGAAGUCACAGCCUUCCAGAUUGCCAUGAAAUGGUUGGACUUUGAUGAGAAGCGGUUUAAGUAUGCUGCAGAUCUUUUAACUCACAUCCGCUUCGGCACUAUCUCUGCCCAAGACCUGGUGAAUCACAUCCAGAGCGUGCCAAGAAUGAUGCAAGACCACGAGUGCCACCGUCUCCUAGUGGAUGCCAUGAACUACCACCUGCUGCCGUACCAACAGAAUAUCCUUCAGUCGCGUAGAACAAAGGUACGCGGUGGCCUCAGGGUGAUACUCACAGUUGGAGGACGCCCUGCCUUGACAGAGAAAUCUCUCAGCAAGGACGUCCUAUACAGGGACAUCGACAACGUGUGGAAUCGGUUGACAGAAAUGCCAGCAAAGAGUUUCAAUCAGUGCGUGGCAGUGAUGGAUGGCUUCCUGUAUGUAGCGGGAGGUGAGGAUCAGAACGAUGCAAGGAACCAGGCCAAGCAUGCUGUCAGUAACUUCUGCAGGUAUGACCCCCGCUUCAACACCUGGAUUCAUCUGAGCAACAUGAUCCAACGGCGCACACACUUCAGUCUUAGCACUUUCAGUGGGCUUUUGUUUGCUGUUGGCGGGCGUAAUGCUGAUGGUGUUCAGGCAUCGAUGGAGUGCUAUGUCCCAUCUUCCAACCAGUGGCAGAUGAAAGCACCUAUGGAGGUACCACGCUGCUGCCAUGCAAGCUCAGUCAUCGAUGGAAAGAUCCUCGUUUCAGGAGGCUACAUCAACAACGCCUACUCCAGGGCUGUUUGCUGGUAUGAUCCAUCCACUGACUCCUGGCAGGAUAAGAACAGCCUGAGCUCGCCUCGUGGUUGGCACUGCGCCGCUACAGUGGGAGAUCGUGCCUACGUCAUCGGUGGCAGUCAGCUGGGAGGUCGUGGGGAGAGGGUGGAUGUCCUGGCUGUUGAGUCUUACAUCCCUCACACCGGGCAGUGGAGCUACUGCGCUCCUCUACACACAGGCGUGAGCACGGCCGGCGUUGCCGUUUUGAACAGCAAGAUGUAUCUCCUUGGUGGUUGGAAUGAGGGUGAGAAAAAAUACAAGAAAUGCAUUCAGGUGUACAAUGCUGACCUCAAUGAAUGGACUGAGGAGGACGAGUUACCGGAAGCAACAGUUGGCAUUUCGUGCUGUGUGGUCACCAUCCCCACUCGAAAAACAACACGAGAGUCUAGAGCAAGCUCAGUUUCAUCAGCGCCAGUCAGUAUAUAA
Molecule: messenger RNA, 1911 nt
Organism: Nerophis lumbriciformis (worm pipefish)
Lineage: Eukaryota; Metazoa; Chordata; Actinopteri; Syngnathiformes; Syngnathidae
Source: RefSeq, a predicted model, not a curated record